This is a messenger RNA of Onychostoma macrolepis, 2969 nucleotides long. RefSeq names its product uridine phosphorylase 1 (gene upp1). Gene Ontology annotation, cellular component: cytoplasm; cytosol. Lineage: Eukaryota; Metazoa; Chordata; Actinopteri; Cypriniformes; Cyprinidae. Gene Ontology annotation, molecular function: uridine phosphorylase activity. The record is from RefSeq and is a predicted model, not a curated record. Gene Ontology annotation, biological process: uridine catabolic process; nucleotide catabolic process. Bases 181 to 1110 code for a protein of 309 amino acids. The transcript has 8 exons.
UGUGGCCCAUCCUGCCGCAGGAGGCGGGGCUUGAGAGAGAAAACACACGAUGCUCGUGAGAUACCGUCACGUACACCAGCAGCAACUGACCGAAACCCACGGUGUUUUAUCAAGUGACCUUGCCGGCGGACAGUGCAUCAGGAGGCGUUAUAAACAUCCACCUCACGGAAAAAACUGAAAAUGCCGCUGGGUGAAGAGAAGAACGGAGCCUCAGACAGGUCCAUAUAUGUGAACAAUCCCCAUUUAGACUCCAUGACAGAUGACAUCCUUUACCAUUUUAACCUGGGAACAUCCACUCACGACUUACCAGCCAUGUUUGGAGACGUCAAAUUUGUGUGUGUAGGAGGAAGUCCAUGGAGGAUGAAGUCUUUCAUUGAAUACAUUGCCAGAGAACUGGGGCUAUCAGAGCCUAAUGCUGAAUACCCAAAUAUAUGUGCAGGAACUGAUCGCUAUGCCAUGUACAAAAUUGGACCUGUGCUGUCUGUCAGCCAUGGCAUGGGCAUCCCAUCUAUCUCUAUAAUGUUACAUGAGCUUAUCAAGCUCCUGUAUCAUUCCCGAUGCACUGAUGUCACCGUAGUGCGCAUUGGAACGUCCGGUGGAAUAGGAUUAAAGCCAGGGACUGUGGUGGUUACCAAACAGUCAGUGGAUUCUGUGUUCCAGCCUCGUCUUGAGCAGAUCAUCCUGGGUAAACCAGUGGUCAGGAGCACAGAACUGGAUGGGGAACUUGCAGAGGAGCUGCUUCAGUGUGGCAAAGACCUUGCAGAGUUUGAGACUGUCAUUGGUAACACAAUGUGCACCCUUGACUUCUAUGAAGGUCAAGCUCGGCUGGAUGGGGCCUUCUGCUCAUACAGCGAAGAAGAUAAACAGAGCUAUCUUGCCCAAGCCUAUGCCGCUGGAGUUCGUAACAUUGAAAUGGAGUCAUCGGUGUUUGCGGCCAUGUGCAAACUGAGCAAUCUUCGAGCUGCGGUUGUUUGUGUAGCACUGCUGGACAGACUGAAAGGAGACCAGCUGACCAGCUCUCAUGAUGUGCUGAAUAACUACCAGCAGCGACCUCAGGUCUUGGUUGGACAUUACAUUAAAAAGAAGCUGAAUGCCUCUAAGAAAAGGUAGUUAGUUUGAAAGCUCUUCAAUAAAACUCUGAGAACAGUCCCAGGUGAAGGUAAGAAAAAAAUAUAGUUAAGUUUUGAACAGGACAAUGAUUUUUUGAAUAUACUGUAUGGCAAAGCAGCUCUUAUAAGUUAUGACCAAUAUGACCAAGAUAACAGAAAUACCUUUGAAUUUUUCUACUGUUUAAUACUGCAGUUACUAACAUGCUCAUGCAAACUCAUUCCUUGAAUGUAAUACCUUUUAAUUUCUUUGUUUUAAAUUGGUAAUAAGCACAUUAUGUUCUAGACGAUUUGAUUUGUCUUAAAUACCAGAUAUUUAUUAUUGUUUCAAAGGGCACUGUAUUAAAACUACUACCUGAUGAAGUAGUUGUGUAAAAGGGAAAGAUUUUAUGAAAAUGAGAGAGAACUAAGCGGUUUUAGCACUAGUUACAUUAAAAGGGUUCAUAGAGCAUUUUAAAAACACGGUAAACCUCUGUUUGUUGGUCUAUGUUUCAAACUAUUUGUUUGUAAAGUUGUACUGUAAUGUUCACAAAUGUCUUAAAAUUAAAUUAAGUAUUCCAUAAUAUUUUUCCUUAAGUUUGAAAUGUUUAACAUGGAAAGUAUUAUUUUAUUCCUUUAACUGAAUGUUUUGUUAUACAACACUCUGAAAAAUAAAACACAAAGAUGAAAUAAUUUAAUAAAUGAAAGUUGUAUGAAGUCCAAUUUCUUAAAUAAAUGCAAAAAAAUACUGUGUAAAACGUGUUUACAAUGUGUCAACAUUAGUAUAUCAAAAGUCAAUAUCAAAGUCUAUUAAGAACAUUAGAAUAUUAAAAUAAGCAGAUGUUAUAAAGAAUAUUAAAGGAAUAAUUCAACCAAAAAAUGGGGAAAUUCGAUGAAAAUUUACUCAACCUCAUGCCAUCCAAAAUGGAGAUGAGUUUGUUUCUUCAUCUGAACAUUUAGAGAAAUUUAACGUUACAUCAUUUGCUCUCCAAUGGAUCCUCUAGUCUAAAGUGAAUGGGUUUUGUUAGAAUGAGAGUCCAAACAAACAUCAAAAAUAAAAACAUCACAAUAAUCCACAAGUAAUGCAAGUUAUCCACAAGUGUAAUAAACAAAUCUACUAUUAAGACGUUUUUAACCUCAAACUGUUGCUUUCGGCUAAAAUAUGAUUCCUCUAUCCAUAGUAUUGCUUUCUCCAGAAAAAAAGUCGUCUCGUCUGAAUCAGGAGAGAAAUAUGCACAGAAUCAAGCACUGUUUACAAGCAGUGAAGAAAAAAAAAACGGUUCUAAACAAAUAUUUCUGUGGAUUUUGACGUAAGAGGACAACAGUGCAGGUACUUUUUCCACUGGAGGAAAAGUUAUGAAUUAUGAACUGGUAUUUUGGCCAGAUACUACAAUUUAAAGUUAAACGGCUUAAUGAUUUGUUUCUUACAAACACAAAGCUUUUCACUUCACAAGACGUUUAGUGAUGGACUGGAGUCGUGUGGAUUACUUGUGGUUUGGUUUAUUGUGAUGUUUUUAUAAGCUGUUUGGACUCUCAAUCUGAUGGCACCCAUUCACUGCAGAGGGUCCAUUAGUGGUGCAAUGCUAGAUUUCUCCAAAUCUAUUCACAUUAAGAAACAAACUCAUCUUGAAGGUGAGUAUAUUUUCAUUUUCUUUAAUAGAAACUUCUGGCUGAGUCUCAGAGCUUACUGAGUUGCCUCGAAAGCAUUUAUUUUAGUAUUCAUGUGACAAAUUUUGCUGCUCACUUUUUUGGUUUUUAAAUUGAAUGGUGGUUUUGAUAUUCAUGAUUGUAUUGAACAAUUUUCGUCAAAUCAUACAAUGUCAUAAUUUUAAUAUAUUUCCUGCUGCUGCAUGAUUUCCCAAUUACAAAAAUGUAACAUUCCUU